GAUGAACGAGACUACAAUGGCUGCGCCCAUGAAAUAUAUAAGGACUGACUUUGUGAGGAAAUGUGGAUUAAAGUUUAUAGUAUAUACUUAUAAAGCUACAUACUUUUCACUCUUAUUAUGUUUAAAUUUACGAAAUGUAUGCAAUCAAAAUGCAAACCGCAAUUUAAUUUGGUACAGAAGCGAUUUAUCAGUAAAAGGUUUAGUAAAACAAUAAACCUUCCCAACACAUCUUUUGAAUUAUGGGGUGCUGGAAAACGAGAGACAGAAAUACAAAAGGCAUGUGGGUUUUCAGAUUUGUAUUCAUGGCAACGGAAUCAGCAUACACUGGAUAAAGAGUUCUGUCUCCAUGAUGGUCCACCUUAUGCAAAUGGAGAUCCCCAUGUCGGGCAUGCUUUAAACAAGGUUUUGAAAGAUAUAAUCAACAGGUACAAGUUGUUACAAGGCUACAAAAUCCAUUACAAGCCAGGAUGGGACUGCCAUGGUCUUCCAAUAGAACUGAAAGCUCUUGAAAAAGAUUCAGCAGAUUUCAAGAAACUUUCCCCUCAAAAUCUACGUAGAAAAGCUAGAAAAUAUGCUGAGAAUGCUAUAGAAAGGCAAAGGAAUGCUUUCAUUCGCUGGGGAGUAAUGGCAGACUGGGAAAAUGGCUGCUAUUUCACAUUCGAUAGAAACUAUGAAGCAAGCCAACUUCAAAUAUUCUAUGAAAUGUUUGAGAAGGGCCUUGUUUAUAGGGAUUUGAAACCAGUAAACUGGUCUCCAUCCUCCAGGACUGCUCUAGCAGAGGCAGAAUUAGAAUACAAUCCAAACCAUGUGUCCCCCUCUAUCUAUGUUAAAUUCCCCAUGACAGCCAUUCCAGCACCAUUGCAGGGUUUAACAGGUUCGUCAUCAGAGGUGAAUGCUCUGAUCUGGACCACUACUCCUUGGACUAUUCCGGUAAACGAGGCCAUUUGCUACAUGCCCACCAAAGACUAUGCUCUGGUGAGAUGCAAGCGUUCCAGGGAUGCUUAUAUCAUUGCAUCUGGCAGGCUGACGGAUAUAUCACAAAUACUCGGCAGAGAAUUUCAACUGUUACAUACAUUUAAUGGCUCAGCUCUAGAAGGCUGCCAAUACACUCAUCCAUUGAACCCUGGAAAAAGAUCACCCUUUCUUGCUGCGAGUCAUGUGAAGAUGAGUGUUGGUACAGGUCUUGUUCACACGGCACCGGCACAUGGCCCUGAGGAUUAUGGGAUUGGAAUACAAUAUGAUCUACCAGUGAAAUCACUCGUUGAUGAAGAUGGGAAAUUUUUGGAUGAAGCUGGGGAACAGUUUGCAGGGAAAAAUGUUUUAAAAGAUGCAAAUAAGACAGCAAUUGGCCUGCUAGAGGCUGUUGGAUCAUUGGCCCACCAAGAGAGUUAUGAACACAGCUACCCCUAUGACUGGAGGACCAAGAAACCUAUCAUUAUCAGAGCCAGUAAUCAGUGGUUCAUUGACACAGCAUCCAUAAGGGACAGAUCUAUGCAAUGUGUUGAUGAAGUGAAUAUUUUACCAAAUCACGGCAACAACAGCAUGAAAGCACAGCUUGCUGGUCGCACGUUCUGGUGCAUAUCGCGGCAGAGGGUAUGGGGUGUACCGAUCCCGGUGUUUUACGAUGAAGUUGAUGAUCAACCACUUCUUACACGAGAUUCCGUGAAUCAUGUUGUCGGUUUGAUAAAAGAACAUGGAUCAGAUUGUUGGUGGGACAAGCCGAUGAAUGAUCUACUUCCAAAAUCAGUCAUUGAAAAGAGUGGACUUGAUCCCAGCAGACAGUUCAUCAAAGGUGAAGAUAUUCUGGACAUAUGGUUUGAUAGUGGUACUUCAUGGAAACAUGUACUACAAGGACAUCAAGCUGAUCUUUAUAUGGAAGGGGAGGACCAAUACGGGGCGUGGUUUCAAACAUCCCUCCUCACCAGCGUAGCUGUCAAUAACAGAGCUCCUUAUAAGAAUAUACUAGUUCAUGGUUUUACGCUAGAUGGAGAAGGACGGAAGAUGUCUAAAUCCUUAGGGAAUGUGAUUGAUCCCAAUGUUAUAAUACAUGGUGGAAAGAACAAGAAAAAAGAGCCAGCGUAUGGUGCGGAUGUUCUACGAUGGCGUAUAGCCGAGUGCAGUUGGAUGACCAGGGUUCAUGUCAGUCCAGACCUGUUUGCGAUGGCCAAUCAAAACUUGCUAAAAGUACGUAAUACUAUGAGAUAUUUCCUAGGUAACCUGUACGACUUUGAUCCGUCCCAUGAUGCAUUGCCAUAUGAGGCACUUUAUCCAAUUGAAAAGUAUAUGUUGCACCUAAUAUUUGAGUAUGGAAAGAAGGUUGUUGAGGCUUAUGAGAAAUAUGACUUCAGUGAAGUGACUUCACUCACUGCAGCACUCAUCCAUAAUAAUAUAUCAGCAUUCUAUCUAGAGACGAUGAAAGACAGAUUGUACUGUGAAGCAGCAAAUAGUCAUGCUAGGCGGUCAUGUCAGACAUGUUUACAUCACAUGAUGGAGGUCAUCACCAAGGCGAUUGCUCCUAUAACCCCGCAUCUGGCAGAAGAAGUGUUCCUUCACAGGGCUCAUAGUUCUGAUGAGAAGCAUGGAGUAUUUAAAUCAGGAUGGUUUGUGCUGGAUUCUGAUUGGUUCAGAGCUUCAAUAAAUCAAGAUUGGGAGGUGCUAUGCAAAUUAAGGGAGAUGUUCCACUCUGCUAUCUUUGCCCCUAAAAGCAGGGAGUACGAUGUCACAAUACAUACAAAUAAUCAGGAACUUUGGAAAUUAUUAGAGAAUUUACAAGAUGUUGAUACAUCAAUGACAUCACAUAUAUGUGAGCUGCUUAUGUCUUCCACUGUCAAUCUAUGUAAAGAUGCUCCAUCAACUAAUAUACAAGACUUAUCUACCAAACUAGUCCAGGAAAAGAUUCAUAUUUCAAAUAAUGAAGAUGCCACGGUUACUCUCCUCAUCCAAUCAGCUGAGCAUAAUAAAUGUGCAAGGUGUCGGAAAUACACUUCAGAUGAACCCAACCAACCCUGUGGGAGAUGCAUCGAUGCAAUGUCUGAUGGAUGGGAAUGAGACUGCUGUAUCCAAUCUAUUGUAUAUAAUGGGAAUAAGUCUGAUGCAUCCAAGCUAAUAAGCUGUAGAAAAUGAAUGGGGAUGAGUCUGAUGCAUCCAAGCUAUGGAAAAUGAAUGGGAAUAAGUCUGAUGCAUCCCAGCUAAUAAGCUAUGGAAAAUGAAUAGGAAUAAGUCUGAUGCAUCCAAGCUAAUAAGCUAUGGAAAAUGAAUGGGGAUAAGAUUGAUGCAUCCAAGCAAUGGAAAAUGAAUGGGAAUAUGUCUCAUGUAUCCAAGUAUUGGUGCAUGGAUGGGAUUAAGACUGAUGUAUCAAGCCAUCAUAGAUAGAUGGGUGCAAGACUGAUGAAUCUAACAAUAAGAUUAUGACCUACCAGUAUAUAUCCAAACUGUGGUAGAUCAGUGUGAACGAUGGAUUACCAAAGUCAUUUUAGAUGAUGUUAACUAUAAAGCACUGAGGCAUUUAGCAUAUGUACUUUAUCAAGUUGAAAUUACCCUUUUAUUAUUGCAAAGUCAUGGUUAGAAAUGGGAAGUAGUCUUAUGCUCUGGUAUAUGUAUGGGAAUGUAAAAAAAAAUAAUAGAAGUGAUGAUACUAAGAUGGUAGAUUAAAUCAGAAAGUACACAAGAUUUUAUGAUUAAAAUGUGGCAAAAACAAGCCAAACCAGUCACUCGUUAUUAAUACAGGGUUAAACAAUAAAAUGAGAGCUAUAAAAUGGUAAAAGAAUCAUUUAAAUCCGAAAUUUUGUUAUGAAA
Messenger RNA from Anneissia japonica, 3795 nucleotides. Its product is annotated as isoleucine--tRNA ligase, mitochondrial-like. The transcript has 21 exons. Gene Ontology annotation, cellular component: cytosol. Lineage: Eukaryota; Metazoa; Echinodermata; Crinoidea; Comatulida; Comatulidae. Bases 118 to 3048 code for a protein of 976 amino acids. Gene Ontology annotation, biological process: isoleucyl-tRNA aminoacylation. The record is from RefSeq and is a predicted model, not a curated record. Gene Ontology annotation, molecular function: tRNA binding; ATP binding; isoleucine-tRNA ligase activity.